AUGGCGAUGGCCGCAGCUAGUCGGGGGACCGGAGUAAAACUGGCCCUGCGUGAAAUUCGGAUCCACUUAUGCCAGCGCUCUGCCGGCAGCCAGGGCGUCAGGGACUUCAUCGAGAAAAGAUAUGUGGAGCUGAAGAAAACGAACCCCGACCUACCCAUCCUAAUUCGCAAGUGCUCUGAUGUACAACCCAAGCUCUGGGCCUGCUAUGCAUUUGGCCAAAAGAAGAAUGUCUCUUUGAACAACUUCAGUGCUGAUCAGGUAACCAGAGCCGUGGAGAAUGUGAUACGUGGCAAAGCCUGA
Chrysochloris asiatica (Cape golden mole) is the source of this 300-nucleotide messenger RNA. RefSeq names its product NADH dehydrogenase [ubiquinone] 1 alpha subcomplex subunit 2-like. The transcript has a single exon. The record is from RefSeq and is a predicted model, not a curated record. Lineage: Eukaryota; Metazoa; Chordata; Mammalia; Afrosoricida; Chrysochloridae. Bases 1 to 300 code for a protein of 99 amino acids.